This is a messenger RNA of Suillus subalutaceus, 2682 nucleotides long. RefSeq names its product glycosyltransferase family 2 protein. The coding region runs from base 1 to 2682 and encodes 893 amino acids. The record is from RefSeq and is a predicted model, not a curated record. NCBI's taxonomy places the organism in Eukaryota, Fungi, Basidiomycota, Agaricomycetes, Boletales, Suillaceae. The transcript has 3 exons.
AUGGGUGGCAUGGGUGCAAUCCACGAAGCAAACGAUUUCGUGAUUUACAAUGACAAUUCAACAAUGACAUUCAGCCUCGUACAUGCCGCUGUAGACCGGGGUAUUCAGCGUUUCUUCUAUGCAUCCUCCGCCUGUGUUUAUCCAACAUCAUUGCAGCACCAUGGAACGAAUCCCGUAUCCCUCCGCGAGCAUGAUGUAUGGUCUUCCGGAGCCCCAAACCCGCAAGGCCUCUAUGGUCUUGAAAAGCUGAACUCCGAGCUGCUUUUGAUGCAGUUUGUCGAGAAGAUGCAGAUACGCAUUGCUCGAUUUCAUAACAUUUUUGGCCCAUAUGGCGCAUGGGUUGGUGGGCAUGAAAAAGCGCCCGCUUCGCAGCUCAGAAAGGCGCUUGCUGCACACAUGGAUCCUAGCACCCAGCAUGAAAUCGAGAUCUGGGGAGAUGGGAAGCAACAGCGAAGCUUCCUCUACAUUGACAAUUGCAUGGACGUAGGAGAUCUUCAUUUCAGAUACAUGGAUGAUUCUCGUCCUGUUGGCGUCCAUGCCCGUAAUUCAAACAACGAGUUCAUCACGAAGACAUUGAGCUGGACUCCGAAGAUAACUCUCGAGGUCCGAGGGGAGAUGGAGAAGAUGCUCAGUGAUAACGCCAAGACUGCCCAGACAGAGCUGCUGAGCAGUUUUAAAACGAGCAAGGUCAUAUACUUGAAUCGGCCCACCAUUAUAUUCGCCAUCCUACUUCCCAUCACAUCCCGUGGUCUCGAGGGACCGGAGAAGAGCCUCGAUAACCUUCGGAUCUUUGCAAAGUCUCUUGUGCGCACCACAUGGCGUGACACUCGUGAACUUGGACUCGUCCACUUUCAGGUGAAGAUAUACUUGGGAAUUGAUGCAGAUGAUGAGUUUCUCCUGCGCCCCGCGGGAAACGGUGAAAUGUUGAACAUUGAAUCGCUCUUAUCGGAAGAGGGAAUCACGGAUGUUUCUACCGAGAUCUGCAACGUAUCCCGUGGUCAUGUUUGCGCCAUUUGGCGCCAGUGUGCACACCGGGCUUGGAAGGAAAAGGCAGACUAUCUUGUUCUAAUGGGCGAUGAUGUCGUUCUCCUCGAUGAAGGCUGGAUGAGAGACAUCCACGAACAGUUCACGCUGAUUGCACAGCACGAACAUGUCCCUCAAGGCAUGGGAUGUGUCGCCUUCACAGAUGUGACUUUUCCCGGAAUGCCCACGUUCCCCGUUAUCCACCGCACUCAUAUGGACACCUUUGGCGGCCAAGUCAUACCCAAGGUUUUUAUUAAUCAAGAUGGGGACCCAUUCCUCUUCCAGCUGUACCGCAAAUGGGGCUGCUCUCGAAUGAUACCCUCAAGACUUUCCAAUGGCAUUGGCGGAAGCCUACCUGCACGCUACAUCCAACAACAUGCAGAUGGAUGGACGUUCGGCCCGUUGACCGAAGCGGCAUCAGUGCUGGAAGCAUCGUUGGCGACGUCUUUCCCAGCCGCUACUCGCAAAAUGACCCUGGACAUCGUCAUUCCAAGCUACCGGGUUGUGCUCGCUUUCCUCGAUCCCAUCCUCGCCCUCAAGGAGUCUCCAACUUGUGAUACUAUGUUCAUAGUCAUCAUUGACAACCCGCACUCACCGAAAAUCACCGAGCUAGAGGCAAAAUAUGCCCAUCGCUCAGAUGUUCGCAUCCGUGUCAAUGAGAGUAACCUUGGCGCCUCGGCGUCACGAAACAGAGGCAUGAAGGAAUCUGCCGCAGAUUGGAUUCUAUUUCUUGACGACGAUAUCACGCCUCAAGGUGACAUUCUGAUCGAGGCCGAGAAAGCCAUUCGUUCGAAUCCACAGGCUGCUGGUUUCAUUGGAAACAUUUAUUUCCCAGUUGCCAGCACUAUCUUCACUAACGCCGUUCAUCUUGCUGGCGUGACUUACUUUUGGGACAUCGCCGUGAAGAUGCCACAGAACGAGAGUGACAUGCCCUGGGGUGUCACAGCCAAUCUCAUCGCCCGUCGUGUUCAAGAUGGUGUGGAAUUUGACUUACAAUUCCCGAAAACAGGCGGAGGAGAAGAUAUCGAUUUCUGUCGGAAGAAGCGCGACUUCUCUGUUGCUCACGGGGGCGAAGGUUUUUAUCCCGCUCCUCGUGUCGUCGCGACUCACCCUUGGUGGAGUGAUGGUCAAAGAUCGUACUGGCGUUUUUACAUGUGGUCCAAAGGCGACGGGGGGCUCAUCAAGCUCUACCCAAAUCUGACGUAUCUAGAUCAAUCUCCCAACAGCGCAGAGCUGCUCUUGAUCAGCACAGCAUCGACAGUCCUAGGCGCGUUAAUGUACCUCUUCACAAGGAGCUCUAUCGUGUUCAUUGUUUCAAUGAGCCUCGCAAUGGCGACGGUCAUUGCAAACAUAGUGCACGAUAUGUACCGUCAUUUGUGGAGAGAUACGAAUCGCACAGAAGCUCUCAGGUCUUCACUGAGAGGACCAGGAUGGGCUGUCGCAGUCGCCGAAAGUGCGCUGAUCAGGAUGGCGAGCGAGGGUGGGAGGUUGAUCGGCUUACUUGAGCGUGGAGAAAUUAUGCUCAUUGGGCACAGGUUUGACUGGUUUACAGGGAGGGCAGGAGACGCUCCGAUGAACGAAGAAAUAAUGAAUGGACAACAGAGAAUGGCGCUGGUGGCUCUCAUCUUUGGUGUGUUGUGUUUCAAGUUUUGCUACUAG